Molecule: messenger RNA, 1299 nt
Organism: Erigeron canadensis
Lineage: Eukaryota; Viridiplantae; Streptophyta; Magnoliopsida; Asterales; Asteraceae
Product: protein FAR1-RELATED SEQUENCE 5-like
Exons: 5
Coding region: 1-1299 (432 amino acids)
Biological process (GO): regulation of DNA-templated transcription
Source: RefSeq, a predicted model, not a curated record
AUGAUGUUCGUUCCGUUUACUGGAAUCGACAACCAUGGUAGGUGUGUAACCUUUGCUGCUGGGUUGAUUAGAGAUGAAAAGGCGGAGACCUACACAUGGCUCUUAAACUGUUUCAUGAGGUCAUUUAAUAAAGAUCCAACAAUGAUGGUAACCGAUCAGGAUAAAUCGAUGGAAAUUGCAAUAAAAAGUGUGUUUAAGACAACAAAGCAUAGGUUGUGUAGGUGGCACAUAACUCAGAAGUUGCAAAUAAAGGUUAAAGAGGCAAUUCCAAGUAUUGAAGAAGAAUCAGAAAGAGACUUUAAGAGGAGGUUUGACAAUAUAGUGUGGAAUAUGUACAUUGAGCCACAUGUUUUUGAGGAACAGUGGGAUAAAUUGAAGAGUGAUUUUUCGUUGAAGAAUGAUACAUGGUUCAAGUAUAUGUUCCAAAUUAGAUCAAAAUGGAUACCUGCUUACUUUACAGAAACUCCAAUGUUCGGUCUGAUGAGAACAACCUCAAGGUCGACACAAGAGAAGUUGGAUGCCGAUGACAUCAAAAAAAGCCGAACAUUGUGCACCAAACUGAAAAUUGAAAAGCAUGCUUCAAAAAUAUACACAAAAACAGUUUUCGAGAUUGUUCAGAAAGAGAUAGAAGCUUCAUUGUAUGCAUGUUCAGUUGAUCAGAUGACUAUCGAGGGCGAUUGUAAAGUUUAUCUUGUUAAUGAAAAAUUGGAGAAGAAAGCAUUAGAUACUAGAAAAAAUGUGAUACAAAUACAAGAUUUGAGAUCGAGACAAAACAGAUUCGACAAUGCAAAUAUGGGUACUCAAAGGUUGGUUACUGAUGUAACCUCGGUUGUUGAAGAUUGCUUGCAUCUACUUGUUAAUGGUGAAAAGAAGCUCGAAGAAUUUCUGGAACAAGUGAAAGACUUGAAGAAAAAAGUUGAGGAUGAAAUGCCAAAACAACCCUCAAAGAAAAAAGAUGACAUCAUAGAAAAAAUGACAGGUGUUUCAAAGCCGGAUACAAAUAGAAUAAAAAACCCACCAGUAGACACAUACAAGGGGUGCUACAGAGACAAACGUUUGAUGGGUGGGAAAGAAAAGGGGCUUAAAGAAAGCAACAAAAGAAAGAGUAAUUGCAGCAUGUGGAGGGACAGAUCACAACAUGAGGACUUGUGGAAGAAAGAAACAAAAAGCGAAUUGGAGACCACCCCUUGCUGGGCUGUUGGUUUGCACAUAAAUUCCACACCUGGUCUGAAACAAAGGUUUUGGACAAUCAACUUUGAUUUCACACAAAUUCAGUAUAUAGACAUCGUACAACAUUAA